AAUUGUUGUUAGUCUAUAAGAAUGCAGUAUUGACGUUAAUGAUAAUUAACUGCUUACAUCCUGCAGAAAAUGAAUUCUAAUUAUUCAUCACUACCAUUACCAACUUGUCAAUGAACAAGAUCCUGUGCCCAUAAAUUGUUUUUCUAUUGCAUGGCAUUAUAUUAUCACACCAACUGAUCAUUGCUAAAAUGAUCCAGCCAUUAAGCUCUAGAUUGUUAUCUCUAAAUAGACUGACAGUCCAUAAUCUAAGCAAUUCUUUAUUGAUAAACUUUUAUUCAGAAAAUUCCCAAAAAUUGUCUGCUCUGAAAACCUUUCAACCCUCCUUUGGAGUCCAUCAGAAAGCAGAUGCUUCUAGUGGUAGUAAUGAGAAAAGUAAUGCAAGUAUUAAUGGCUUAGUGCUGUCCCUUGCACAGAAAAGAGAUGUUCUUGCAGAACUCAAUCAUGCUUCUGUUGAAACACUUCAGGAGUAUGGCCUCAAACUCUCAGCAGCAACGGCACUCUGUGACUGUCGACCUCUCACUUGCAUCACUCAACUGGAAAGCGUCCCUGGCAUUGGAAAGAAAUUAUUCCGUCAUGUAUGUCAGAAUAUCUGCCUUGUUUCAAGUCUCAAUGAACAGCCACUGAGACCCCUGAUCCCAAAGAAUUUUCAAUUGCCCAAAAACUUGGUGGCAGUGACAGUUAUGCGUGGGUGCAUUUGUUACUGCCAUCUUUUUGUGGAGCAUGCAGCACCCCAGGCAUUGGCAAGUACGAGUUCUCUUCAAGUGGAGCUGCUUGAUGCUGGCCUUGUCCCGAUUGAGACCAGCGACAGCAAGCUCCACCCAUACAAGCUAUAUGUGAAGGUUGAGGAAGCUAUGAAAAAUGUGCCAGAAGCUGACAUAUACGUGAUGCCUAAUUUGCAGUAUGGUAUGUAUACACGCAAGCUCUCUGCCACAGACACCAACAUUAAGUGUCAGCUGGCUCAGGUGACGGGGAUGCUGCAGGCGAUGCUCAUCACAAAACGCACCUCGCACUCGCCUGUUCUCUACCAUGUGCGAGAGAGCUUCAUCAAUGGCCUAUUCAACCUCAAGGUGGGAAGUGCAGUAAUGUCCAACUUGCCUCUUCUGCGUCACUUGCUUGCCGGCACAAGCCUACACAGCAUUGUGAAGAAUGCGUCAGGUCCCGUGGACCAUGUGCCGCGAGUGGCUAUCAGUAGUGUGGCGUAUGAGCGAUGCCUUGAGCUCAGUAAUGAUGACCAGCGCACCCUGGCGCCUGCUCUCUACUGCAGCCUUGCCUUCUGUGCCAUCCUUUCCAGUGCAUCUGACCCUGCGUCACAACAAAGAUGACAACCACGACUGCAAUGUGCAUGUCUUUUUUUUUUAUACGUUGUAAAUUGACUAUUACAACUUGGUCAAGUUCCUACAUUUAGAGACAGCAUCAGUGCCUCUGUAACCUUGAUUUGCAUUUGAACGGUUUUCAGGUCACCCUUUAGAUUAGGUUUUUCUUGAUGCAUAUCUCAGAUUUGAACCUGCUAUAGUGCUCUCAUUGAUUUUUCGGAUAACAUCUCAUAAAAAAAUUCCACUGUGUAUUAAUCAUGAAGUGCUGUAAGGCUCCUUAAAAUGCAAGCCCAAAUAAAGAUUUUUCCUAAUGAGGCUUGUCAAGUGAAUACGAAGGAGUAUCUAUCUGCUUAUUCUUCUUAUUCUCCCUUCUGGAUUGCUGGUAAGUUUGUGUUGUCUUUAAUAUUGUUGAAACUUGAAAUAUUAGUCCAAUUUUAUUUUGCUGUGGAGGAUCAGUAUUCUAUCUCCUAAUGUAAAGGCUGUCUCUGCAAGUUAAGCUGAUGGUGCUAUCAUUAAUUAUUUUCUACGGUUCAUAAAUGUUGCGUCGAGAUACUAGCUUUCUCAAGCAAUUUUCUGCAGUUUGUCUUUAUUGUGAACCUGUGGAAGUCAAGUAAUGAACGUUAUGUGUCUGCCCACCUGAACCUCUAUAGGCGAAAAAGAUAGAAAUAAUCCCCAUCGCUAGGAGUCGUGCUGUGCGUGAUGACUUUCAUUCAAACAACUAAGUAUCUCCGGAGACGUGAGACAUCAGUAUCUGGCAUUAUUGUCAGAAUUUUUGAACUCAAACUCGCGUAUUUAAUCCAUUAGUUCUAUCUAUUUAAGGGUUUGAUCUCUUGGUCCCUGCCUUUUUCAUCGGAGGACUGCAGUAUCACACCUCUGGCAAGGGUUUCGCUUGAAGGCAACCAUGAAGUAUUUCGUAAGCCACUUCUCCCCAGUGUCGCCUGCUGAAACAUGGUUUUCUCAUAGAUAUUCAAAUAAAAAUAAGCCUGUUUCCGUGGUAACUGUGCAACAUGCGUCCAAGCCCGACGUGUAGCUUCAUUAUUUCCCAUAGCUGGUAACUUUUUUAUCCUAAACAAUUACGAAAGACGAUGACGAGUUUUUACUGAGACAUAUUUUAGGACAGAAGCAAAGUUGUCUGACUAAUGUGUACCGUUGAUGUCAUUCUGAGCCCGGUCAGCCAUAUUCGUUUGAAAUGUUUGCUGACCAUAGAGUUGUAACCUCAAUUCUAAUCGUUUUGCCAACGAUAAUAAAUGAUCCGACCAGUU
Hyalella azteca is the source of this 2575-nucleotide messenger RNA. RefSeq lists its product as uncharacterized. Gene Ontology annotation, cellular component: mitochondrial nucleoid. Gene Ontology annotation, molecular function: DNA polymerase processivity factor activity. The transcript is spliced from 6 exons. The record is from RefSeq and is a predicted model, not a curated record. Lineage: Eukaryota; Metazoa; Arthropoda; Malacostraca; Amphipoda; Hyalellidae. The coding region runs from base 189 to 1322 and encodes 377 amino acids. Gene Ontology annotation, biological process: transcription elongation by mitochondrial RNA polymerase; mitochondrial transcription.